AUGGGCAUGCGAGACUUUGUGCACAGGCGCAACCACAAGGAGCGUUCGCAGCCAGAAAACCGGAAGCGAUAUGGACUUUUGGAAAAACAUAAGGAUUAUGUUGAGCGCGCGCGAGACCAUCAUGUGAAGCGCGAUAAACUCAAGCGGUUGCGUCAAAAAGCCGCCGAGCGCAACACCGAUGAGUUCUACACGGGCAUGCUAGGCACCAAGACCCAGAAAGGCGUGCAUUUGGCAUCUCGUGGGAAUACAGCGCUGGAUAAUGAGACGGUAUCGCUACUAAAAACGCAGGAUGCGGGCUAUCUGCGCAAGCAGCUUGUCUCCGAGCGGAAGCGAUACGAGCUACUUGUCGAGGAAAUUGCACCGCGCAUUGCGGGAAUGCGCAUGGAAUGGCUGAAGCAGAAGCCACUCUACUUUGCUGCACUCAAGCGUGCCGAUUUGUUGGGCAACAUGGAGAAUGCGGCGCAACGGCGAGUCGAAGGACUCGGGAAAAAAACCCUGUGGGUGGACACGGUUGAUGAGAUGCAAAGGCACGCCAAGGUUGCCAAAAAAAGCGCGUCAUCCAAAGCCCGAGAGGCUGCUGUGCCAACGACUGCCGAGGAAAAGACUGGUGAGCGCCAGCUUGGGCUUAAACUGCGUGAGCUCGCGACGCGGCAACGGCGCUUGGAUGCGCUGAACGAGGCAUCAUCAAAGCUUGACACAGUGCGUGCCUUGAUGAAUACGCGUAGCUCGCACGCGGUCCGCACGAAACAAAUAAACACGCUCAAAGAUGCGGUCGCUAAAGACGGCACAAAGCGCACUGUGCGUGGCAUUGUUGUGCACGAGGAUGAAGAAGAUGGGGAGCCUAUGCGGUCCAAAAAGGUAUACAAAUGGUCCAACGAGCGGAAAAAAUAA
Molecule: messenger RNA, 891 nt
Organism: Malassezia vespertilionis
Lineage: Eukaryota; Fungi; Basidiomycota; Malasseziomycetes; Malasseziales; Malasseziaceae
Exons: 1
Coding region: 1-891 (296 amino acids)
Biological process (GO): rRNA processing
Cellular component (GO): small-subunit processome; nucleolus
Source: RefSeq, a predicted model, not a curated record